Messenger RNA from Anguilla rostrata (American eel), 3577 nucleotides. It is a transcript of the gene tm7sf3, whose product is annotated as transmembrane 7 superfamily member 3. The transcript is spliced from 12 exons. Gene Ontology annotation, biological process: negative regulation of programmed cell death. Gene Ontology annotation, cellular component: plasma membrane. The record is from RefSeq and is a predicted model, not a curated record. NCBI's taxonomy places the organism in Eukaryota, Metazoa, Chordata, Actinopteri, Anguilliformes, Anguillidae. The coding region runs from base 549 to 2291 and encodes 580 amino acids.
GAUAAUUUUGAGUGUCUGACUGUGUUAUUAUGACGCUUCCACUAUAAAGUCAGGAAAUAGUAACAGAGAUCAUGGAUGGGCACAAAUAACGCUAACCUAAUUAAUAUUUUGAUGCACGUAAACAAGUUAUUUGUUAAAUCUGUGUUAAGCUUGAAAGGAAACAUUUUGAAGAAAACAUUAUCACGCCGAAAUAGGAUGUCUCUCAUGACAUGAUAGCAUGUCUAGAGCGACUGGCUGUUUCCUUCUUAUAAGCAUGGGCCACCCCCUUCACUGUGCAAAGUGUUUUGUUUUGACAUCAUUUGGCCUACCAUGUGAUAGGAAAAUGGUGUGUAAAUUCAGGAAGGAGCGGGCGGAAGUAGCCUGCUUUGACAGUUGCAAUUUAGUGAGUUUGCGCGAGUUGCCAGUUAGUUGGGGCAAAGGUUUUCGCAACUGGACUAGAGCGGUGAGGUGGUGAACCAGCAAACUGUCCGGCUGUGGAUGAGUGUCGCGCGAAAAGUCCUGUCUUCAUGGCAACGACGUGACAGUGGCUUACGGGGGGCAUUCUGAAAAUGGGUACCUGUUUAAACAUCAAUGCAAUGCGGGCAUCAAUACGAAAAGAGGAGACGGCGAGGGGUGCGAAAAUGUCCCACUUCUGGACAUUGGCUGUUAUACUUUUUAUUUUCACAUGGGCCGGAGUACACCCCCAGGAUGCAAAUCGCGUGGUGUUUUCGCUCGGAACCUUCCUGAACGUGACCGUUCCGCGGAACACGACCGUGCAGGCAGUGGUGUCGAGGAUCCCCCGUGAUAUCACACACAUCACCGUUCAGUUCCACACACGGAACCACAACACCACGCUGUCCUACACGCAGAUCCCGUCAGCAGGCUCCGCCCACACGGCAGUGGAUGCUGGCCUGCUCUCCCCGCUGCUGCCUCUGCAGAGAUCGCUCACCUGGUUCCUGCUGUCCCCCGACAGUGACCCUGUCGCGGGCGUGGGGGUCAUCCUCCCCUACCGAGCCACAGACCCAGUUCCGGGAGGAUGCAGUCUGGGAUAUGACCUUGGAAUCGACCCCAACGUCCACCUGAGCUACAGCCUGUAUGAGACGAGCGUCCACUUUGCUGCCGCCAAUACUGGAUAUGCCAGGGGAGCCCCUCCCCCAGCAUGUGAUGUCACACAGGGGCGUCUGGAGUACGAGGUCUACCAGUACUUCCUGCCGGCCGGGGACCUGUCUGAGCAGUCCCUCCUCUACCACAUCCAGAUAGCGGCCAACAUGCGGAGCAUGAAGGAUCAUGGGAAAAUAGUGGCGACGCUUUCUAUGGCCAAUGGGACGCCGUUGUCCUUUGGCUCCGCCCCAGGUCAGGGGGUCAUCUACUCGGUGAUCGUGCGGGACGUGGUGCUGAACACGUCCGCUAGCUACGUCCCCGCGCACACCUACGCCUGCAGCUUCUCCUCUCUGCUCGACGGCUGCCUGACACUGGGAAAAAUUUCCACUAAGGUGUUCUUCACACUGUGCGGUGUAGGCGGACUUUUUGUCUGUUUCUUCGGGCACCGUUUCUUCAAAUGUGAGCUGUUCUACAUGGGAUAUGUAUUUGGAGCUUUUGUCUUCUUCAUUUUCAUCACCAGAACAGCAAUUCUGGACUAUGACAUCCGAUUGGCCCUGACGGCGGUGAUGGGCGUGGUGGGCGGAGUCCUGCUGGUGCUGAGCUGGUGGAGGUUUGGCUCGGUCAUGGCGUGCGUGGUGGUGGUGGGGCUCAUACUCGGGUUCCUUCUGGCUGCCAUCGUCUUCUACACUCCCCUGGGUGACUUGGCGGUCUUCCGCUCGGCGGUGGUCUUCUGGGUGACCUUCAGCUGCAUCAUGGUGCUGGUGCCUCUGUUCUUCGUGCGCUGGCCGAGAGAGGGGAACAUAGUCAGCUGUGGUGUCGCUGGGGCCUACGCGGUCGUGUUGGCGGUGAACGCGUACGUGUACACCAGCCUGUCCUACAUCACUCUGGACGUCCUGAAGCGCUUCCUCAACACCGGCUUCAGCAGAGACCUCGUCACUGGGCCCCUGCGGGACGUGGAUUUUGGGAUGAUCACGGUGUGGGUGGUGCUGGGCGUGAGCGGGAUCAUCCUGCAGCUGUACCGGGAGCGCGAGCGCCCCUUCUUCCCCCCGAGCCCGUACGUCAUGUGGAGUCAGGCCAGGGAGCGCCGCAAAACCAACGUGCUGGACCCCAGCCACCACGUCCCGCCGCUGCCGGGGCGGGUCCGGGCGCAGGUGCGGGGGCUUUUCCGAAAAAGCGAACCAGCAGAAGAGCAGACACCCCUCCUGCUGUGACUCCACCCCUGAGCCGGUCGAUGCCCCGCCUCCUGCUGUGACUCCACCCCUGAACUGGGCGAUGCCCCGCCUCUUUCUGUGACUCCACCCCUGAGCUGGGCGAUGCCCCACCUCUUUCUGUGACUCCACCCCUGGGCCAGUCGAUGCCCCACCUCCUGCUGUGACUCCACCCCCGAGCCAGUCAAUGCCCCGCCUCCUGCUAUGACUCCGCCCCUGAGUUGGGCUACACCCCUCCUCCUGUGACUGCACCCCUGAUGUCCUCUAGCGGAACUGGUGGACGUCCCACCCGCAGACAGGACUGCGUGGGUGAGCUGCUUUUCGGUUGGUUGGUGGAGCCUCUGGCAUCUGCAGCCUACACAGCAGGCCUGGAGCAGAGGGGCAGGAGCAGCAGGCCAGGGUAUCCUGCGCUGGGCCUGUCCGGGAUCGAUCGAUCGAAGAGUCGCACGCACGCCCCCGAGAUGGCUCGGUGUUUUUUCGUUUUUUAUUUAUUACAAAUAAUCAGCAUUAUGCCCCUAGGCGUGUGGCUUCUCGCCGUAAAACUGCUAACCUUUGACCUCAUGGAGAGCCAGCGGGCUUGUGGCGUGUCCGUUUUGUCUGCUCCAGUCUUUCUGCAAGCACAACGUGCCAGAACACAAGCUCUCUAUCCUAUUAAAACAAAAGCCAUUUUUAAAGCAACGCUUUAACACUUAAGUAUUGUGUUUUCUCUUAAGAGGUGUACCAUUAAUGUUUUUUUUCUGCAGUGUGAUAAUACUGUUAACAAAUUUACAACAGAAGUAAAGCUGUAGCUGGUAGACCACACUGCGAUGUGGACUUAAAGCUGAAAGGAGGAAGUGGAAUCCUUUCCUACUGCUGUGUGUAGAAACCAGAAGCCAUAAAAAUCAUAAUCUUAAUUUCAAAUUUUGCCCCUUUGAUAAACCACUUGAAUCGUAUGUAGUGUUCAUGCAUUUCCGAACACGUUUGUUCAGCUGGUGUUAGAAGCUUUUGAGAGCUGCCAUCCUUCAGAUAAUCAGCACUCAACAUAAAAUCAAAGUAUCAGUAGAAUAGGAGUGGAACCAUUUGUUGGACACCAAAGUAAACGCCCACACACCUGUCAAGUCCUGUCAACUUUAUUGACAUAUUUCACAUAGCAUUCAUCAACUUGGAACCAAAACCGCUCAAUAAAAAGUUCAGGUCUAGCAGUCCUUGAAAGAAUAUUUAUGAAAACUCAUGUACAACUUAAAACUUUAAUCUGCCUGGUGGCUCCUUUAAUGUGUUAUUUUUAAAAAAUAAAACGAUGCAACCACAAA